CUCCGCACUGUCCCUGUGCCGCCGGCAGCCAGGGAAACAGGGAGCGGGACCGGAGCACUGGGGUGGGGACAGGCAGCAGCUGAGCCGGGAAACGUGGCUAGAGGUAGCGGCCUGAGGAGAAGCCGGGCUGCAUAGAAGGGCAGGACGAAACGGGACACCAGUGUGCAAGCAGACCCAAGAAUCCAUCCCUGGUGCUGGGCCAUCCUGGGGGAAUGGGAGGAGCCCCUUCGGAGGACAAUAAACUCUGGAAUGAGGGUGUGGGCUGCUGCUCCUCGCUCCCCCCCUCAUUCCACAUGCAUGAUGAUACCAUAUCCCUCCAUCUCGCUGGCUCUUCUUGGGGUUUUUUCUCUUUUUUUUUUCUUUUUUUUUCUUUUUUUUUUUCUCUUUUCCCAGAAAUUGUAUUUUGAAGACAACCAAAAGGAGAACGUGUUCUGGGUGUGGCUGCAUGUGAUUUACCCAAUAGCCAAAGUGGGGGGGGCGCCGAAGGGGAAAAACAGAGCGUCUGCUGCUGAAGGGAGUGGAAGCUGAGGGCUGCAGGAUGAAGACCUCUGGAACCUGUAUACUGUUUUGUGUCUUAACACUCUUCUUGUCCCCAGCUGACCGGUUUCCAUGGAUGGUCAAUGGGCAAGAACUGGAAAGUGUAACUGGUGGAGUUACCCCUGACAGCAGCUCUGGUGCAGCUGUCACACCACCUGCGCUUCUUCCUCCUGUUCAGUCUGACAGCGAAACAUCAACAGCUUCAUCAGACUGUCGUGAGGAAAAGUUCCCUUGCACACGCCUGUACUCCGUUCACAAGCCAGUAAAGCAGUGUAUCAGCUACCUCUGUGUCACAAGCGUGCGUCGCAUGUACAUAAUAAACAAGGAGGUGUGCACUCGCAUUGUCUGCAAGGAGAAUGAGGUCAUGCAAGAUGAGAUCUGUCGCCAGCUGGCUGGUCUUCCUCCUCGACGUCUCCGCCGAUCCGGGCAGCCCCUGCCUCUCCCUUGCAGACAGCUCCUGGAGCAGCAGCGCAGGCCUGGUGCUCUGUGAGCUACCAACAGCAGGAGAGGAAAAGGAAGAGAUGCAAGGGAAGUCAUUAUCCACUACCUACAGUCCAAGACAAGUGCUUCUUGUUUGUGAUUCCCCCAUCAUUUCCUUGCUUCUAUGCCUUCUUCUACACCCUCUUCUUCAGGUGCUGCAGUGCACAGAGUACCCUCUCUGCUAGUCUGUCAUGGUACCUGUUGUCAUAUUUAUAAUCUAUUGCUGAGAAUGUGAGAUUCUCUCCUCUUUUCUCUCACACUGCCUGGCAGGCUGUGAGCUGCUCAUUUCCCAGAGGUCCUUAUAAAUGUGGUGCACCUUCUCUUGCUUUGCCCCUGGAGAGAGACAGAAAUGGGGACAAGAUGUAGUCCUCCGCAGUGGUUCAGAUGCCCUAAGCUGCAGCUCAUCUCACCUUUGUGCCCUAGGACUCCUGCCCUAGAUUUCUUGCUUGGCAUCAGCAUGAGCUCGGAUGUGGUUGGCCAGCCUCUCCAAUUCUCCCAAGCCACUGAGUUUGUUGUGUGAUAGCACAUUCUCCUCCUUGUGUCUGCUGGCCUCAGGGAAGUGUCAGAGCUUGGAGAUGAGCUGUCCUGAACCCAAGGCAGACCUCAUUGUCCCUGAGUGGCAACAGAUCAUUUAUAACUACCUCUGGGAAGUUUUUGUCUCAAGCCCAUUGCCUCCCUCACACACAUCUGCUACCAAAAGGAAAAAUUCUGGAUUUAGUAUGGCAUUAUAUUUUUCUCAAGAAGACUAUGUUGGAUCAGAGUUCUGCCUCUUCUACUCCUCCUCUCCUUUCCCCUGUUCUUGUCCCUCUCUUCCCUCUGAAGACAUCUCUUGACACCCAUUCCAGGAAAGUUCCAGGGAGCAGAAAUUACAGCUGACUCUACUCCUAAGCCCAAGAAGAACCUGUGUGACCUGACAUUACCUGUGACCUUGCAAUGAAUUAUCUUGUCAUAGUGCCUUAUCUUGGUCUGGCUACCUCCACACUCCCCCGUUACUGUGCCUGCUUUCAAUCUUCAGCUGAGUUCCUACCUCCUGACGUGGAAGCUCCUGCACAAAGCAGAAAGGAGUAGCAAAUUGGAAUUGGAUGUGGGAGCAGAAUCAUUAUCUGGGACUGCUGUUUAUCUGGGACCUGGGAUUUUCCUGCGGAGUCUCUCACUGUGCUGGCCUGCAUAAAGCCAGGUGCUGAUGGGGAAGGUAAACAUAUCUGCAGGUAUAAGCACUUAUACAGGCCAGCCUGGGCAGAAGAAUUCACUGUGGCAGCACUGAAUGUCUGGUCUGCCCAAGGACUUUGUUUUCUAGAUAUAUGGAGAACAUAUCCAGCUACAUGGCAGUUUUAAUGAUGAAACCAGGCAGGGUAAGUGGGGAAGAGCAGUCAGAAUGGUAUUAAUCACUCCAUGUUACUCUUAGUGGCAUGAUUCUGUGAAGCACCAGAGGAUCAGCAAGACCCUGUCUCUAGCAUCUCUGGGUUGUUCCCAAGUAACUGUAAGCCAGUUUGCUAGAUUUGGCAUUUACUCCCCUCACAUGAUAAACUCUUCUGCUGAACAGAGACCAUUCAGUCUUGUAGGAGCACUGCCCUGUUGCACAGAGCCAGGGUCACACAGUAUUGGGGACAGUUUGCUGCACAGAGGCAGACAUCUCAAAAAAAGAACAAAACCAUUAGUGCAGGACCACCUAGCCUGGACCUGCAUUUCUGCUGUAUGUAGCAAGAAGCUGGCUACAUCCUCUGUGUAGGGGAUGACACCCUCUGCAGACAGAUUCCAUAUGAGAUCAAAAUCAGCCCUAGAUGGGCUAAAUCUCUCUAUAUUAAUCCAGUAUACGGGAGAAAGAAUUCCAAAUCACACAGUGACUAGAAUUUUGUCCUACAUAUAGGAGCACUGCACUGCUACUCAGAGGAUGAUGCUCCUCUCGAGUACUCCAGGCUCACGAGACUAGGAAUGAAGGAGGAAUUUCUUUGUACUGAGAGGGUGCACAUUUCUGUAGAGAUGAGGGUACUGAGAGCUUCAUCUCAAAGACAUUCAAGCCACUAGCAGCCACUGGCUUCCAUGCUGGGAUACCUGUGAAAAUUGCCUGUGUGGAGGAAGGUAGGAUGGAGAUGGGAUGUGAUAUCUUGGAAACUGGACUAGGUCAAAUAUGCACUCUGUAUUUAGAGGUGAAUAUACAUUGCUAUAGAUACAUAACUGGGUAACAUAGCUACUGUACAGCAUAUAGAAAUUUAACUUUCAUACAGGUUGGGGAGUGGUUAGAAGCCUUUCUGUUGCUUGCUUUCUGCAGUGACAGGAAGAGGUGCUCCUGUCCAGGAGAACACUGUUUUAAUGCUAGAGUCUAUAUAAUCCAUAUUAAAAGAAAAUUUAUUUCCUGUUAUUCUUGGCAACUCUCAUGUGUUUGAGUUUAUUUGUCUCUUGCUGUAUUUCCUCCAGAUUUGUGAGGAGACUUGAUUCCAGAUCGAAUGUAUUAUUUGGAACUUUUUACGCCCUGCUAGUCUAGUCCUCUGCUGUAACCCUCUUUUCACUCAUAAAUCACUGGUCUUCCUGGGAACUCUUUUUUUUCUAGAGAAACAUAACAUUUUCUCCAAUUUUUUUUUUUUUUUAUCAUGGAAAGUUGUGCUAGAUUUUCCUGACAAUUGGUAGCUGCUGAACACAGGGAUAACUCCUCCCAGCACAAGGAAUUUGUGCUGAGGACACAUCUUUUCACUGUGAACAUGCCAUGACUUUCUGGUGGAGAAUUAACACCUCCAAAUAAAUUGGCAAGACAACUGAAAUAAGAGAAAAGCUGUAAUAAAUACCACAUAAGCAGAGAAGAAUUUGUUUGCUACAACCAUUUAACUCAAUAAUGGGAAUAACGGAGAUAUUACAUUAAAAAUUACACUUCCAGGUCAAAAGGAUUAGGAAAAUUUCUUUUUCAUUGAUUUUUUGACUUUUUCAUAAUUUCAUCAGGCACUGACUCUACAUCAUAUUUUGGUUGAAAAGAUGAAGCACUAAGAAGUGGGGGACUCUGAGCAGUGUCUUCAUGUGCAAGCAGUCAAGUCUCCAUUUAGAUGGUAUUUCUAGAACAAAAGUGGCUGUGGGCCAAAUUACCCAUUAAGCUGCCUGAGAGUGCCCCAUAGAUAGUCAGGACUAAACCAGACAAUGCAGGUUAUUGCACAAGGCUCUCCUCCAUGCCCCUUCCUGGCUGAAGCUGUGGUGUCCUGAUCUCAGACUGCUGCAAUGGACACAGCCUCAGCCCCUGUGACUGGAGAUGCUGCUCCCACCUACACAGGCCAGACCCUGCUCUGUCUCAUAAACUCAGCCUUUGCAGCACACCCGUGUUGGCACUUUCCCCUGCCUCUGUGAGCCAAGCACAAUCUAUGCCAUCAACUGUUUGUAAUUCAGCUUACUCUUCCUUUUCCCUUACACUAGAGUCUGCCCGCUCUUCAUUAGCACUUGUCCCAUGCACAGAUUUAUCUCCCCUGCCACUCCAACCUGCCAUGAUAUCUGGAACUCACUUUCUCUUGCAAGCCAGGGAAGUGGUUUUGAAUACGCCUCCAGGUAGGUGUGCUGCUCUUGCAGUUGGGCUAGCCACAAAGAAAGCUGACAGAGCCCUGUGUUUAGCAGCAUGACUCUGCAUUUCUGGCCGAUUUUCAUAACCUCUCCUGACCUGGAGUGGGAGUUAGAUGCCCUGAGGUCACUUCCCAUACAAUGGCUCCUCCUUUGGCUGUCACAGCUCCCCAGUACCAAUCUGUGUGACCAGUUUGAAGGCUGCUGUUUAAAGCCAGUGCUGCAAUGUCUGUUCCCCAGCUUGAAGCAGUGCCUCACUGCUGGGCUUGUGGAGCUAACAAGCAUGGGAAGGCUGUUGGAAGAAGCUGAUCUGUCACCUGGAAGCUCCUGAAACUUGUUGCCUGAAUCUUGUCCACACAAUCUUGUGUGAACAAAGGGCGUUGACAUUGGGUAUCUCAGCUUGGAAGGAUCCCUCAAGGAUGUACUGUGGCUGUCCUGUGGGCUUGUCCUUCACAGAGGGAACUGGUCCUUGCCACCCACACAAAAAGAGCUUCUCUACUAGACAAAGAAUACCUAGGUUGAAACCAAAAGGGAAUCUAGUUGGGGUUUUUUUGUUGUUUUUGUUUGGUUUAUUUAAAUUGUUUGGGUGGUUUUUUUUAAUCCAGGCAGUAUUAAAGUAAGUGAUCCUGUAGUAUUAACCCCUGACAUCACAUGGUGACAUUAUUUGACAGUGUACAUUUGUCCAGUUGUGAACAGCUUCUUGACUGGAGCACAAGAAAUCUGAAUUCCAGUUCUGAAUCUCUUCACCCACUGCUCUCUGAUCUUUAAGCAUAUUGUUUUUUCUCUUUGUUCCCUGCCAUCCUUAGCCCCUGUAAUACAGCAAGUUGAAACAUACUCCCACAAAAUAGAGAGCUGCAUUUUCAUCCAUUAAAAAAAAGUUCUUUAAAAAUGUAUUUGUCUACUUUUGCUAUUAGUGUAAAUUAUUUAUUCAAAUAAAAACAUGCUCAAUAAUAUGAAUUAUAUCAGUUAAAAUGCAAACAGCAUGUGCUUGUUGCUAGUACGUUGAAACAUAUUUAAAAAGUGAAUUGUGAAAUACAUUCAAUUCAUUUAAUGAAUAAAUUAUCUGUCAGAAUGCAGUUUGGGGCAUUUUACUAAAAUUGCAAUUUCCAUACAAAUACAGCUGGUCAUAAAUUAGCAAAAAGGUGUAAAGAGAAGCAUAUGUAAUUCAAUGUGUCUAACUAAUAAGUCAUGUCAGAUCUCACCUGCUUAAAUAUAAGAAUAAAUGUAGGUUAAGCUGUGCAUUUUUUAAAAUAAAUGUGGAUAUUGAGAUA
Molecule: messenger RNA, 5819 nt
Organism: Parus major (Great Tit)
Lineage: Eukaryota; Metazoa; Chordata; Aves; Passeriformes; Paridae
Gene: MFAP5
Product: microfibril associated protein 5
Exons: 9
Coding region: 539-1027 (162 amino acids)
Biological process (GO): embryonic eye morphogenesis
Cellular component (GO): microfibril
Source: RefSeq, a predicted model, not a curated record